Tripterygium wilfordii is the source of this 2515-nucleotide messenger RNA. RefSeq names its product IQ domain-containing protein IQM2-like. The record is from RefSeq and is a predicted model, not a curated record. The transcript is spliced from 8 exons. NCBI's taxonomy places the organism in Eukaryota, Viridiplantae, Streptophyta, Magnoliopsida, Celastrales, Celastraceae. The coding region runs from base 288 to 2333 and encodes 681 amino acids.
UUUCUCCCUCUAAAACCCAAAACGCUUCGCUUUUGAUAGAGUCUCUCUCCCUCUCUAGUCUCUACUCGCUUAUUUAUAUUACUCGAUCAAAGUAGAACGAUUACCAUACGAGGCGAGCGAUGUUUGCUUUUUAUCUUUUAAAGAGCUUCAUCUCUCUCGAUUUAUUGAGACAAAGAAAGAUAGAAUAUUGAACUCCAUAUCCCUUCAACAAAGAGAGACAAUUAUUCACCCAACACAGAGUUCUUUCAUACCCACCAUUAGUCUUUUCAUUGUUUCACAAAUCCACCAUGCAGAGGAAUCAAGACCAUAUAGGUUUCGGGAACAAGUUUUGGAGUCGAAUGGGGAUAUCAUUUUGGUGUCCAUUUGUGCAGUACGGUGAUGUGGAGACUGAGUUGGAAUCUGUUGUUGUUAAGUCUAUUAGGUUUGGAGAUGAUAAAGUGAAAACUCCGGAACGAUCAGUCAGUUUCAAAAGACAAGAUUCAAUACCCACAAUAUUGAAAUCCUUGGGUUCUGGAAAGAUGAUAAUCGAAGGAUCAGUUAGCUUUAAGGGCAGAGAAGGAGAGGCAAUGAUCUCACUUGAGUCUUUUUUGUUAGACAAAGAAGACAAUGUUCCCAUAACACCAAUCAAAACAAUGAGCAAUGAUGUAAAUAAUCAUUCCCCAAGAUCAGAUAGUCCAGUAGGAAUGUGCCAACCCUUGCUUCUGGAUCCAAGCAACCCCAAACACAAGGCUGCAAUAAGGUUACAGAAAGUGUACAAAAGUUUUCGAACCAGAAGAAAGCUAGCAGAUUGUGCUGUUCUUGUUGAGCAGACCUGGUGGAAGCUCUUAGACUUUCUUGAACUCAAGCAAAGUUCGAUAUCGUUCUUUGACAAUGAGAAACAUGAAUCUGCCAAUUCACGUUGGUCACGAGCAAGCUCAAGAGCUGCCAAGGUUGGAAAAGGUUUGUCAAAGAAUGAUAAAGCCCAAAAAAUGGCCUUGCAACACUGGCUUGAGGCGAUUGAUCCACGGCAUCGAUAUGGACACAAUCUACACUGCUACUACGACAAAUGGCUUCAGUGCCAAAGUAGAGAACCCUUCUUUUACUGGUUGGAUAUAGGAGGGGGCAAAGAAACAAAUCUUGAUAAAUGCCCUCGAGUAAGACUUCAACAGCAGUGCAUCAAGUAUCUUGGUCCAAUGGAAAGGAAAGCCUAUGAAGUCAUUGUCGAGGAUGGGAAGUUUUUAUACAAGCAAACAGGGGAGUUCCUACACACAACUGGAGAUGCAAAAUGGAUUUUUGUUCUCAGCACAUCUAAGAUCUUGUAUGCUGGCAAGAAAAAAAAGGGUACCUUCCAGCAUUCAAGCUUCUUGGCUGGAGGAGCCACUAUUGCUGCUGGGAGAUUAGUUGUUGAAAAUGGCAUCCUUAAGGCAGUUUGGCCUCACAGUGGUCAUUAUCGCCCCGCAGAAGAGAAUUUCAGGGAAUUCAUUUCAUUUCUCAAAGAGAAUAAUCUGGAUCUCACAGAUGUUCAGAUGACGUCAAUUGAUGAAGAAGAUUCAACUAGCAGACAACGAAGCAGUAACCAUCUUAGAAGCAACUCUGAAGAGGACUUGGCUAAAAAUAUGAAUGUUAUAAAAACUGAAGGGGUCAAUGUUGAAGAUUUGAAUCAAGAGGACAUUGAAUCAACGCAACAAGAGGAUGCUGCUGCACUGAAACCGUCAAAGUCAAGGCGAUUCCAAAACUUGAGUAGACGAGUGACCGAUCUUGAAAUACCAAAAAUGGAUGUAAUGCUUGAGAGAUUACAAAAUGAAAAUUCUGCUGCUGGAUCAAUUUGUGACAAUGGCGUGCUAGACUCUCCAGUGGGGGAUGGCUAUGAAACACCAGAAGAAGCAUUUUCCUCAGAUCAAGCAUACAUGCCUUCUGAACAAAACUUGUUUGAUGAAGAACACGAAGCAGAAGUAGAGACCAUCCCCGAAGAAUCAAUUCUUUGUAGACUAAACUCGAAAAAAGGAACAAAGUCUUAUCAACUAGGGAAGCAUUUGUCUUGCAAAUGGACGACUGGAGCAGGACCACGUAUAGGGUGUGUGAGGGAUUAUCCAUCAGAGCUCCAGUUACUGGCUCUGGAGCAAGUGAACUUGUCUCCACGAUGUGCUGGACAUUGCAGAACACACUUCUCUCCUCGAAACAGUAGCGGACCGAGUCCAAAGAUAUCAUCCAUCCUCAGGCAUUGUAGUGGGGCAGUGGCAGCUAUUGGAGAGUCCCCGGUGCCCGAGAUAGGGAGUUUAAAACAAAGAAGAACACAAUCCUCUCCAUUACACGGAACUGGAUCCAUAACAGGUUGCCAAUGGGUUCCUUGUUGAUCUAUUCUUUUGUGUGAAUAGAAAAAGAUAGCAUAGGGAUUCUUUAUUACUCUUUUGAAUUCAAAUAUUUUGUUUGAGAAGUAUCAAUUUAAAUCAUGUACACUUUUUGUUAGAAUCUUUCAUCUUGUACAUUACUAUAAGAUGAAAUUUGUAGAAACCUUUGGGUUUUUGAACCCCAUCAA